AUGGCUGCCAGUCAUACUGCAGCGAAGACAGUGUGUUCUUGUUGCGCGGCGUGGGUCUGUCUGGCUGGUCCUGGCCGUGACGUACAGCAGUGGGCUGGCGGAAGUCCCCAGACGACCGGACACAGCGCCAGUAGGCCCGCCGGUCCUGCAACAGAACAGCAAGUGAACCUGCAGCGCGACAGAACGUGGGCGCCUGGGCGUGGUCCGACGACAAGCCCUGGGGCGGGCGGCAUCUCGAGGUUCCAUGCAAAUCCUCGUUUCUGUGGGCGUAAAUCUCAGCAUGGCGCAGGGCAAGUGGCGACUGGCCAGCCUUCUGGCCCGAGUUUUGACGUAGAAGUGCGCGAAGAACAGGGCGCGCCGAGAGCCAUGUGCGUCACAAGCCUGCGUAUUUCUCAGACUGGCUCCACCCAUCCUCACUUCGUGACAGUCUUGGCGCCCACCUUCUGCUUCUCCAGCCAGUCGCUCGCUAACAGUUUGGCUUUUCAAGCUGGUUUUGUGAUCAGCCUGGAUCGCCUGAACAGAGGCGCAAAAUCACCGUUGAAACCCGGUUGCAAAGAGCGCAAGCGAUUCCCUGUCAUGUGGGGGUUCACCACGUCCGGAACUGACGGUUUAUGUCGUGGUCUGGGGAUUACCGGUUUGGGGGUAGGGCCCAUGCACGAUACUGCACGACGACCGGGCUGGGAUAAUGAGAGUCCGGCAUACGUGACAGUGAUGUCGAAUCAGGAGUCGCUGGCGCCAGACAAGGAGCCGUCUCUCGGGUGUUCUGGAUCGUCGAUAGGCAGGCACACUCGUUUGGGCUAUCGGGGCCGCCUGCGUUCGUUUUACGGACUCGGCGGCUGGGGGGGAUCUGGAACGUUUCGUGCUGGCCGUGAGAUGCUCGCCGGUGCGAGUUUCGGCGGCGCGGGUGAGGCUCAGCUGCAUCCCGCACGGGGACUAGGACUCAUCCACAGGCAGUGGCAAGGCUAAGACGGACGCCUGGGAUGAUCGUGCAGGGCAGGCACGCGCGGCGCCAGCGGGAAGGUGCGGUGCGG
This is a messenger RNA of Microdochium trichocladiopsis, 1031 nucleotides long. RefSeq lists its product as uncharacterized. The record is from RefSeq and is a predicted model, not a curated record. Lineage: Eukaryota; Fungi; Ascomycota; Sordariomycetes; Xylariales; Microdochiaceae. Bases 1 to 966 code for a protein of 321 amino acids. The transcript has 2 exons.